AGGCCCGUGAGAGAGCGGCUCGGGGAAAAGUGUGGAGGCUGAUCCGCGGAGUCGGUGCACGGAGUCGGGCUGUCAGGACACCCAGGAAUCAGCGCGUGACGUCACACGUCGGCCAGCGCACACCUCCGAAGAGAAUAAACCAGAGAAGUAUUGUUUCCAGUUUAGUUGUUUAAGAGGUUGACGCGUAAACACAGGCGAAGGUGUGAGUGAGAUCCGGUGUGUGUUCGGUUCUUCUCCCGAGCUGGAGCCUGAGUCCAUCCAGCAGAGCCUCACUGAGGGGGUGUGUGCCCUAAAAACACUCCAGUGCAGUUUGCGAAGACCUACUUGUCUGUUUUCACACCACAAAGACCCAGUUGUUACGGAUUUAACACACCUGAACUGUAUUUGCAGAUUUUUUGAGCGCCUGAGCCUACUGUUUGGUCCGGCCCAUUGGGAGAGAGAGAGAGAGAGAGAGAUAGAGAGAGAGAGAGAGAGGGUAGGGCACAACAUGGCAGCUGUGAAGUCCCAGGCAGGACCGGGGGCCAUGCAGUCGACAGCAGGGCGAAAAAAGGAAGGCCUGGUCAGACGUUGUGUUCAGGAGAACGCAGACGUACAGAAACACCAGCAGAACUCCAUCUUACAGUCGUCACCGGGUCUUGGGGAAGAGUGGACUGCCAAUUCGGAGCAAUCAAACACCCUCCUUUUCUUACAGUCUUCCAAUGUCAACCUGCCAUACCGGAGUCCUGAAUCAGUAGAAAUGGAUGAGAUCAUGGCUGCGAUGGUCCUCACCAGUCUGUCCUGUAGUCCAGUGAUCCAGAGCCCCACACAGAGAGAUCCCUUACCACAUGGCCCACUGGAUGUGGAGUGUGGUGGAGGGGAACUGUCGGACAGUGGCAGCAGCGGCUACUGGAGCUGGGAGCAUGGCAGUGUCAGUCCUGCUCCCUCACCGUCCGUCACCGAGACAGAGAGCAGCAUGGGACAGCUGGCAGAUGAGGGGCUGCACAUGGAGCCGGAGCUGGGGGCACGUGACGAGCUGGAGACCAGGCGGUGCAAGAUUUCGAGCAGGGGAGCGUAUAGGUGUUUGUGGCCAGGCUGUGGCAAAGUGCUGACAUCACGGGUUGGGAUGAAACGUCACAUUCGCAUUCUCCAUCUGGGUGGACCAGAGCAAUCUCACAGAGAGGAAGAUUUUUAUUACACCGAGGUCUCCUCAGAGGAAGAGGAACCGACGCCUCCAUCUCCUUCUCUGUCACUCACCAGUGGGCCCUGGUCCUCAUGCAGCUCCACCCCCAGCCAGCCCACUUCCGCAGAGGCCCCGCCCUCUUCCAGCUCUCUCAGCCAAUCCGCCCCCAGCAGUGUGUGGCAGAUACACGCGGAACAUCUCUACCAGUUGACACAUCCUUGUGCACCCAUUGAGCUGACCAUAUCCCCAGACUCUGCUUCCUCCUGUGACUGGACUUCAGCUGGACUCCAGCUGAGACCUCAGAUCAGCAUGUCACGUAGCCGUUCCAUCAGCGUGGGCGAGCAGUGGCUACAGCGGAACAGUGUUCCCUCCAGAUCGCACACCGUGAGUGCAUCGCCAUCCAGGGGCCACUGCUCCAUCCGGAAAGGUCGAGGCGAGGCCAAAAAGUGCCGCAAGGUGUACGGUGUGGAGCGCAGGGAUCAGUGGUGCAACGCUUGUCGCUGGAAGAAAGCCUGUCAGCGCUUCCCUGACUAAAAACAUAAGACUUUUUGAAGCAAGCAAGAAUCUCAGUCUUUCCUUUCUUUCUGUGGACUACUCCUGGCACUGUCGAGGACCAUGAGAAUCCCUUUUUUUUACCUUUUGUACCUGUUUUCCAAAAGGAGCUGAAGGAUAUUUUCUAUGAUCUUUUUCUGUGACGUGAGUUCUGGUGAUAGCUGUUGAGACUGUGUGACGUGGUACAGUCCUGAUCCCUCUGACUUUCUUGUCAACCUAUAAAGCAAGACUUUUUUUCUUUCAUUCCCCAGCAGUCGUGCACUACAACCGCUCUUGAGAUUAUUGAAUUGAUUGUCAGUUUUGGUAUAAAGUGAACAUCUCAACAUUUGUAUUGUUUGUUUUUUUUAUAUCCUGAAAUGUGUACUAGCAAAAUGUUAGUCAUUGUGUACUGGAUUUUUUUUUCAACAUCUUCACUUUUUUGCGUUUGACUUAUGCCCAUGUGACAGCACUUCCUUAUCAAGUAAAAAUGCCACACAUGAGGUUAAUGGUAUAUGCAGCUAUAAGCAGCUAUAACUUAUGAUUAAUUACCAAAGUGCUAUUGCAAGUCCCUUGCCAUUCUGUGGUACAGUAUUAAGAGUUUUGUUUGUUUUUUUGUGUUUUUUUUUUUCAUCUGAUGGGUUAAAACCUUGGACAGAUUUCAAGAAUUUGCUGUUAUACCCACAUAGUAUGCAUAAAGAACAGGAAAGUGUUAAAAAUGAUUAAAACACACCUUAUACAAUAUGCACAA
Pangasianodon hypophthalmus (striped catfish) is the source of this 2438-nucleotide messenger RNA. RefSeq names its product zinc finger protein 395b (gene znf395b). Lineage: Eukaryota; Metazoa; Chordata; Actinopteri; Siluriformes; Pangasiidae. Gene Ontology annotation, cellular component: nucleus. The coding region runs from base 488 to 1693 and encodes 401 amino acids. Gene Ontology annotation, molecular function: RNA polymerase II cis-regulatory region sequence-specific DNA binding; DNA-binding transcription factor activity. Gene Ontology annotation, biological process: regulation of transcription by RNA polymerase II. The record is from RefSeq and is a predicted model, not a curated record. The transcript is spliced from 10 exons.